AUGUUAAAUCCAGCCACAAGAACUCUUAUACAAGGGUCCAAGAGACUCGGACUUAGAUUUAUUUCUACCCAAGGUAGUGGAAAUAGUCCAGUCAACCCACAACCACCAAAGAAAGAUGAAACGGUUUCCAAAACCACAGAAGCAGAAUCUAAAGUCAAAGCAGUACCUAGUUUGGGUUUGAGUGAUAUCUUUAAGAAGAUUGACAUGAUUUCUAAGAAUAAUAAGAUACGUGGCACUGAAAAACAAUCCAACAAAAGAAAGACUCAUGAGAAAUUUUAUAAACAACGUUCGGACGAACCUGGAGAACAAGCCGAAUCUACUGUAGAAAAAGGCGAAUCUAUUGAUAUUCAGAGCCAUCCAAUGAAACGUACUGGAUUCAGAGUAGGUAGAUUUGCAGGUCUAAGCAAUAGAUUUGGUGAACGUGAACAAUUCAACGAUGGUGAAAGAAGACCAUAUCAAAGACGUGAUGAUGGUGAAAGAAGACCUUACCAAAGACGUGAUGAUGGUGAAAGAAGACCAUACCAAAGACGUGACGGCGGUGAAGGAAGACCAUACCAAGCACGUGACGAUGGUGAAAGAAGACCAUACCAAGGGCGUGAUAAUGGUGAAAGAAGACCAUACCAAAGACGCGAUGACGGUGAAAGAAGACCAUAUCAAAGACGCGAUGACGGUGAAAGAAGCCCAUACCAAAGACGUGAUGACGGUGAAAGAAGACCAUUCCAAACACGUGAGGAUGGUGAAAGAAUACCAUUUCAGCCACGUGAGGAUGGUGAAAGAAUACCAUUCCAAACACGUGAUGAUGGUGAAACAAGACCAUACCAAAGACGUGAUGAUGGUGAAAGAAGACCAUACCAAAGACGUGAUGAUGGUGAAAGAAGACCAAACCAAAGACGUGACGAUGGUAGACCACCUAGAAGCUUGGCACCAAGACGUGAUGGUGGUGACAGAAGAGGUGGACCACCAAGAGGAGAUAGAAGACCCGCUGGUCCACCAAAGACCACCGUAGCUCCAGAAAUCCAAAGUAAGGAACUCUCUGCAAGUCCAUUAAAACCAACUAUCAAUGCAGAAACUUUCUUCUAUGGUAAGAUUCCAUCUUCUAAUGCUGGUAUUUCUUCUAGAUUGGCUUCAGUUGCCAAAUUGACUUUGGAGGAUUCUAAAUAUCCUUAUUUAUUACCUAGACAUAUUAUUGAAAGGGCUGCGGAAAACCCAACCAAUCAAUUCAUUUUACAAAAGAAUUGGAGUUUGAAGGUGAAUCAUUCAAAAUUGGCUGAAAGAGUUAAACAUAUGGUUCGUGGUGAUUUGGAAGUAGUGAAUACUGAAAAUGCCAAUGAUAAAGAAUUGGCAAAGGUUACUAGUGAUUUGAUUAACAGUAAUGGAAGUUUGGACAUUCAGCAAAAACAAUUCAUGUUUGAUAUAGUUAAUGGAACUAUACGUCCUAGGGAUCUCUUAAAGGAUGCUCAUUGGAAUCAGAAAAAGUAG
Messenger RNA from Hemisphaericaspora subhashii, 1479 nucleotides. RefSeq lists its product as uncharacterized. The transcript has a single exon. The record is from RefSeq and is a predicted model, not a curated record. NCBI's taxonomy places the organism in Eukaryota, Fungi, Ascomycota, Pichiomycetes, Serinales, Debaryomycetaceae. The coding region runs from base 1 to 1479 and encodes 492 amino acids.